GUGCACCGGAGAUGGGGGAGGGUUGAUUUCGUGUACGUGCCAUCGGCAUUGGUUGCGGACGUCCUCAACAGUUCAUCCGCAGCAACUGGGAGGUCAUCUGCAGAAGUUCAUCGAUCCGCAACACUUCCAAGUGAAGGGGACAGCAACAUAAGGGACCGAGUAUCCCUCGAGACGUCAAAUGCAUGGAAUCCCGGUGACUGCUGCUCCACUAACUUGUACGUUUGCGACAAAAGUGACCUUGUUCGCAGCGCUCCUGCACGUGUCAAGGUUUUGCGAGCGUUUACUGCUCCUGAACCCCGUCUAGCAGUUAGCUCCCCCUCGUCGUAUGCAAGCUCAAACUCGUUCCACUGUAGGUCCAUGGACAAGGUGGAGUUUGACGAUGUCACGGACAGAUUACUGCUACGUGUCAUGAAUGGCACUAAGGGGUUCAUCUGUAGUGAGUACACAUGGGAUCCCGUCGCUAAUGAAUGUGUCCAGCCCUUCAUUAUUAAUGCGAGAAGUGAUCUGCACCUAGAAAUUUCAUCCACGCAAGUCAAAGAGAGAAUUGUCCACCUGCAAGAAAAGUUCCGCCAACACAAGAGAGGUGAAGCGAACUUCGGAGCAAAUAUCGAUAUUGCGGAAAAAGUGUUCGGGGACCAGAUAGACUCUCUCCCACCAUCGUUGGAAAUAGAUGCACCUCGAUUAUCUAUUCCACUAUACGAGCAUAGGAAACGUUCGUCCACUGAUGGAGGUGCAGAGACCAGCAGGCGACCGAGCAAAUCUCGUCGUUCUGCUGGCCCUUCCUAUUCUAGAUGCAGUGAUGAUGCCAUCAGUCCUGAAUUUGCUAAGUUGAUGGACAGUGAAUUUAGUAUGUCUCGUUGUGUUGCCAAACUUCAGAGGCUUGGUUUCAAAGACCCAAGACUUUUCGAGGCUAUCGAUUUGCUAAAGGUUGACCUAGAAGCGCGUGAAAUAUUCAUGACGCUAGCGGACGAGACCGCAAAAGGAUAUGUCAACCGUCUCCUCGGCGUCGAAGGCAGCUAAAUUUAGGAGUUGUGGCUAAAUUUAGGAGUUGUAUGGGAAGACAUUGUGAUGACCUGUGAAUGUGCUUUGGAGCUUGUAAUGAGAUUUGGAGCGGUGCUUUGGAGCUUGUACUUGUGUUAUGUGAAUCA
This is a messenger RNA of Panicum virgatum (switchgrass), 1148 nucleotides long. RefSeq lists its product as uncharacterized. The transcript has 5 exons. Lineage: Eukaryota; Viridiplantae; Streptophyta; Magnoliopsida; Poales; Poaceae. The record is from RefSeq and is a predicted model, not a curated record. The coding region runs from base 358 to 1020 and encodes 220 amino acids.